UGAAUUUAUCGUCUGCUGCAACUUUGAACAUUUCCGAUUCCAAAAAAGUGUUGGCAGAGUUUCAACAGCAUAGAGGGAGACCAUAGACAACAUUGUGAAUAUUAAUUAGAUAAAAACAUAAUUUUAAAUUGAAACAAUUAAGUGGGACCAAAUAGUUUAAAGUGAUGGACAAAUCUUUUGGAUCAAAGGCAGAAACAGCCGAAGAUAAGCGAGCAAUGUUUGCAAACACGUCACCAACAAGUUCAUAUAUCAAUCGAAGUGUGUCAAGCAAAGCCAGGGUUGCCGGAAAAUACGACCUUCAGGCCGAGGCCGAGGUUCGAAACUGGAUCCACCAACUCACCGGUGAAGUUAUAGAAGAAUAUGAACUUGAAAAACGGCUUAAAGAUGGAGUCAUCCUAUGCCAAUUGAUAAAGACUUUAUUCGACGGUACCCCACCAGACAGCCUCCCUCCAGCAUGUAGAAGUUUAAAGCCAAAAGCCAGAAAGAGCGACAAAGGAGCAAUACAGAUGGCCAAUAUUGAAAUAUUUCUGACAGCGGCGACGGCCUACGGGGUACCACAAAGUGGACUAUUCGCAUGUAAUGACUUGUAUGAAGGUAAAAACAUGCCGAUGGUGAUAGCAACAAUUCUUCAAGUAGGCUCUGAGGCACAGAGAAAUCAGUUUAAUGGACCAACUUCUGGCCCCGCCCCAGGAGAAAAGAAAAAGAAGAAGUUUACAAGAAAACAACUAAAAGCGGGGCAGUCAAUACUGAUUUUACAGAAUGGAACGAACAAGUUUGCAUCUCAGAAAGGGAUGACAUGUCCGGGGGCGGUCCGUCAUGGGGCAGAUAUUCGAGCAGAUGACCUAACAGAUGAAAGUAAUAGGUUCGUGAUCCUGCAAUCGGGGACAAACAAAUAUGAAACGCAAAAGGGAAUGAGAAUCGGAACACAACGUCAUUGCGCUGACAUUCGGGCCGACGACGUUAACCAGGAUAGUGAAGCCAUUACAAUUCUACAAUCCGGCACGAAUAAGUUUGAAACCCAGGCAGGCAUGAGAGGCGGAUUUGGAGCUGUUCGUCACUGUGCCGACAUUCGUGCAGAUGACCAGACAAAGGAAAGUGAAGCUGAGGUUUGGCUACAAUCAGGUUCUAAUAAAUUUGCAUCACAGAAAGGUAUGACUGCUCCUGGCGCUGUAAGACACGGAGCCGACAUUCGGGCUGAUGACCUCAAUCAAGAAAGUAACGCCAUUAAUAUCCUCCAGUCUGGAACUAACAAAUUCGACUCUCAGAAAGGCAUGAGAUGCUAUGGUGCAGUUCGUCACGGUGCUGAUAUCCGAGCCGAUGAUCAGACAAAAGAAAGUGAAGCCGAAGUCUGGCUUCAGUCUGGUUCUAAUAAAUUUGCAUCCCAAAAAGGAAUGACUGCUCCAGGUGCUGUAAGACAUGGUGCUGAUAUCCGGGCCGACGAUAUCAACCAAGAAAGCAACGGUAUAACAAUUCUUCAGUCUGGUACCAACAAGUUUGACUCCCAAAAGGGCACACGUGGCUUUGGUGCAGUCCGACACGGAGCGGACAUUAGAGCUGACGAUGAGAACCAAGAAGGUCAAGGUAUUGUCAUCUUGCAGGCUGGUACUAACAAAUUCGACAGCCAGAAAGGUAUCCGUGGCGGUUUUGGCGCAGUGCGUCAUUGCGCUGAUAUAAGAGCUGACGAAUUUAAUGAGGAAUCGAAUAGAGAAGUCCAGUUGCAGUCGGGAACCAAUAGGUUCGCAUCACAAAAAGGAAUGACGUCAUACGGUGCAGUACGUCAUGGUGCAGAUAUCAGAGCAGACGACUUCAACCUAGAAAGUAACGCAACAAUUAAUUACCAGUCGGGAUGGAACCAGGGAGACUCACAGAAAGGCAUGCGUGGUGGUUUUGGUGCUGUUAGACACGGUGGCGACAUUAAAGUACGAGAAUUGUUCGACGAUGAAGAUCUGUUUGACUAUGAUGAUCUUGAAUAUGCUGACCCAUCCCAGGGUACCUCGGACAUGUAAUGUUACUGGGAUGAUAAAUUAAUGACCUUCGUUUGAUGAAAACUGAAAUUAAUAUGAAAAUGAGACAAUUUCAUGUUUUAUCUUUAUAUUUUUUUUCCGAUUUAAAUAUCUUAAUAAUUUUCGACCAAAGAAAAAAGGAACAUAAACUUUUUGCAUGAAAUCGGACGAAUGUAUCCAUUUUGAAACAUAACAAUGGAAUAUAACAACACAAAUGCGAAUAAACCAGGGUCAUUUGGGACGCCAUAUAUGAACAUGAAUGAACUUUCGCUUAAGACUUUAUUUUCGAUUCCUUGUGGAUUAUUUCUUUCGAAUAAGACACGCUUGACUGCAAAUAACCCAAAAGAACAUUUGUGUUAGACUGUUUGUGUGAUUUUAAAAUAACUGUUUAAGAUUAUAGAUGUUUUUUGUGAUGUAUAUAUUUUUUUAAUUUCUAUUAUUUUUUUUAAAUUUUUUAUAAUUUUGUUAACAGUUAAAGUAUACAUGUGCAAUAUAUUUAAGUUCCUAUGAAGAAUGUAACUCUCAUUUAGAUAAAUGUUAAAAUAUUUUCCUUCCCUUUUAGUAACUAGGAAGUUCCCUGCCAAAUUUUAUCCUUUUUUACCAAAAAUUCGCAUUUACCUACCCUACAUAAAUUGGCAAAUAUAUCAGCACCUGAUAAUAACGAUAAGAUCUUAGAUAUUUGAUAUACCUAUAAAUAAAAGCUACAUGGACUGUUUUAUCCUAGAUUCUUUGCUUGUGUAAGUGAUUUACGUCAAUGUCAUACGCGAAAACAUCGUUCAUGUAAAUAAUGAUGGAUCUUAGCAUGAAUAAAGUUUUGAUUUAAUUAAUAA
Molecule: messenger RNA, 2833 nt
Organism: Ruditapes philippinarum (Manila clam)
Lineage: Eukaryota; Metazoa; Mollusca; Bivalvia; Venerida; Veneridae
Product: calponin-1-like
Exons: 6
Coding region: 165-2006 (613 amino acids)
Molecular function (GO): protein binding
Source: RefSeq, a predicted model, not a curated record